Messenger RNA from Sphenostylis stenocarpa, 1035 nucleotides. NCBI's taxonomy places the organism in Eukaryota, Viridiplantae, Streptophyta, Magnoliopsida, Fabales, Fabaceae. The record is from the annotation of a GenBank genome assembly.
AUGAACAUGAGUUUGAAGAUAAAGGGUAUCAAUAACUAUCAUUGUUCGCCUGCUAUACUCUACCACUACCCUUGUCCUGAUGGUGCUUUUGCUGCCCUUGCUGCACACCUUUACUUCAAGGCCACUUCCUUAUUCACCCCUCUUUUCUUUCCCAACACUGUUUACAACCCCCUCAGUGCUGAAGAUCUUCCUCUGAAUGAAAUCAGUGAUCUUUACCUAUUAGAUUUUGUGGGGCCGGAUGGUUUUGUUCAGGAAAUCUCCACCAAAGUUCCAAGGGUGAUUGUUUUGGACCAUCACAGGAGUGCCCUUGAGAGGCUAGGGAAUGAGGCUUCAGUUGGGGAGAAUGUGGUUAAGGUUAUUGACAUGAAGAGGAGUGGGGCUACUAUUGCUUUUGAUUACUUCAAAGAUAAGCUUUUGAGUCCUGAUGUUGAGGUUAAGCACCCCUCUGUGCUUCAUGAAUUUGACCGUGCCAGGCAACUUUUUCUGUAUAUUGAAGAUGGGGACCUCUGGAGGUGGAGACUACAGAACAGCAAAGAUUUCAGCAGUGGCCUGAAGGAUUUGAACAUUGAAUUUGAUGCCAGGAAAAACCCUUCCUUGUUUGACCAGUUGCUUUCAUUAGACUUGAAUACUAUCAUUAGUAGAGGCAUGCUAAGCAUAUCAAUCAAGCAAAAAUUAAUUGAUAAUGGUCUCAGCAAGUCAUAUGAAAUCGCCCUCGGGAAUGGUGCAUUUGGUUAUUGCCUGGCUGUCAAUGCAGAUGCUACUCUUUCACUGUUAAGAAGUGAAUUGGGACAUCAAUUAGCUACUAAAAGCCAGAAAAUGAAGUUGAGGGGUAUUGGUGCUGUUGUGUAUGAAGUACCAGAGCUUGAAAAUGACCAAAGGCUAAAGAUAAGUUUGAGGAGUGUGGAGAAUGAAGAUACCAUUCCUAUCUCUCAGGAAUUUGGAGGUGGUGGACAUCGAAAUGCAAGUUCUUUCAUGUUAACAGCUGAUGAGUUUGAAGAAUGGAAGAUAGCUCUAUCAGCCACUGGAUUUCGUUAG